UGUUUCACGAAGUAAAUAUGCCGGACGACUGAGAGACAUCUUCAGGCCGAUAAUAGAGUUAGGACCAUGUGGAUACUUAUGUACAUAAUAUGUGAAUUAUUAGUGACUUGAUCAGCUGACUUUGGGAUUUUUUUUAAAUUUAUAACAAGGAGAUUAAAUGAGUAAAAUAAUGGGUGUUAUUAUGUCGAGGCUAUCAAAGCCAGCUAGAGCUUUUAAUAUUGAAAAUAGAGCUGCGAAAAUUUUGGAAAAAGAAAAACCAAUACCUGCUCCACCUCAUCCAUCUACUGCUCAGCAAUUAAAGAUUUCUCGAGAAGUUGAUCCUAAUUUUUUGGAGAAUCAUUAUAAAAAAGAUGAAGAAUUGUAUGGCAGAUUGAAACAAGUGUUUGUUUCUUCACACGUUGAACAUAAAAUUAGUGAUCAAGAGUCUGAAGCAAAAAAGCCGAAGAAUAAAAAAUGGUCUCAAGAUUUUGAAUACGGCUUUUGGGAACCUGAAAAAAUACCAAAGGGUAGGUGUCAAUUGAAGACAGCGUUGCAAUUUAUGGCUGACUAUCAAGCAGACUCGAAAAAAAAUUCUAUUGAAAGUAUAGCGAUGAAAUACAAACUAGACCCGGUUGAUGUCAAGAAUAUUAUUAAGUACUACAGAGUAUUCCAAGUAGUCCAGCCGAAAGAUAGUAAGAUGUUCGUACCAAGAGGAGAUGCAAAACCACUUAUAGAAGAAAAAUAAUUCAAUGAAUAUUCAAGUCCAACAUUAGAUUAUUUAAAAUGUUUUCUUUGAUAUUAAAAUUAUUAAAAUGACUGUAAAUAUUUAUUAAUAGUAAUAAUAGAUUGAUAAAAUGUUUAUCAGUAGAUGGUGCGUUUUUAUAGUACGAAAGUUAAGAGAAAUUUUUGAAAAUUUUUAAGAUUUUUUAAAGAAAUAAAUU
Cotesia glomerata is the source of this 920-nucleotide messenger RNA. Its product is annotated as protein NDUFAF4 homolog. Gene Ontology annotation, cellular component: mitochondrion. Gene Ontology annotation, biological process: mitochondrial respiratory chain complex I assembly. The coding region runs from base 158 to 724 and encodes 188 amino acids. NCBI's taxonomy places the organism in Eukaryota, Metazoa, Arthropoda, Insecta, Hymenoptera, Braconidae. The record is from RefSeq and is a predicted model, not a curated record. The transcript is spliced from 5 exons.